AUGAUACCGCGACUCGCCCUGCUCUUCCUCGUCUUUCUUCGGGUCUCCGCCGAAGAUGAAGCCCCGAAGCCGGCUGCCGGAGGCUUGGGAUUCCUCAGCAGUUAUGCCGAUGGAAUCGUUGCUGGCGUCGCACCUCGACCAUUUCCGGAAAAAGUCAUCGAUGAUUUGUUGAUCGAUGGGAACGCGAAGAAAGAGGAGACAGUAGGUUGAUGAAGGGAGAGUUUUUUUGAGGGAAUUGGGAAUUUUUUUGGGGGAAAUUGUGAGUUUUUUAGGCAAAUUGUGAAUUUUUAGGCAGCUUGUGGACUUUGCAGGAAAAUUAUGGUUUUUUGGGAAAUUUUGGAUUUCGGGCAAAUCAAAAACGUUGAGGCAAACUGUGAUUUUUUUUGGACAGGCCGUGAAUUUUUGGGCAAAUUGUGAUUUUUUGGGCAAAUAUAAUUUUUUUGGGCGAAACGUCUUUUUUUUGGGCUAAUUGUAAAUUUUUCGGGCAAAUUGCGAUUUUUUGGGCAAAUAUAAAUUUUUUGGGCGAAACGUCUUUUUUUGGGCAAAUUGUAAAUUGUUUUGGGCAAAUUGUCAUUUUCUGGGCAAAUAUAAUUUUUUUGGGCGAAACGUCUUUUUUGGGCUAAUUGUAAUUUUUUUGGGCAAAUUUUUUUGGGCAAAUUUUGAUUUUGAAGGCGGCGAACUUUUGGAAAUUCUUGGGAAAUUAUGAACUUUUAGUCGAAUUAUGAAUUUUUGGAGAAACUUCGGAUUCUUGGUGAAAUUGGUAAGUUUUUUGGGUAAAUUGUUUUCUGAAAUUUCAAAUUCUUUUGGCGAUUUAUAAAUUUUUGAGCAUAUUAAAAUUUUGAGAUUUUUUACACUAGCCUAUUCUUUUUAUUUUCAGUACCAGCCAUAUGCCGAAACCAUUGUCCGGCUUCCCAUGGUGAUCCUCGUUGUCACAUUUGUGUUUAUUACCGGCUACAUCAUCUUCCUCUGCAUAGCGUGCUUCUGUUGUACAAGCUGGCACGGUCCGGUUGAUCGGAAACUUUUCAAAAAUUUGUUUGAUGGAAUCUUCGCAGCACUCGCUUUGAGCUUUCUUUUCUUCGCCAUCUUUGUUCUGUACGCCGGGACAGUGGCGAAUAAUCGGCUGGAUUUGGUGACACACAGAUUGGACCAUUAUACGGAGCGAGUGGACGGUUAUAUUGUGGAGAAUUGCGGGGUAGGGCAACGUGAAAACUUUUUUUUUUGUUUUUUUGGUUUUUUCUCAGAAAUUUUUUUAAAUUUUUGCGCUUUUUUCUCAGCAAUUUUUUUUUCAGAUUCUCAGAAAUAUUGCCAAGGAAGAUGCUCCUCAAAUGAUCGAGAAUGUGAAGUCCAAACUUUUAAAGAAUGUCAACGAAUUGGCCGCAAAUUUGGCAGCGAAAAUCAAAAGCCUAAUGGAUCCGCUGAUGGGAAAAGUUGAUAACUGUAAGAGUCUCUGGAAAAAGUUCCUUAUUUUGGCCACAACAACGGUACUCCGCGAACUGCGCCCAAGCUUGGGCACUUAGGAAAAAACGCUUCGACCUAGCUGGAUUACUAUGGAUUACAUUGAAUUACUAUAAUAAUAGCUUUAUAGUUUUAAGGGUACCUACGAAGGCUGUGACGACUCAUUUAGUUCCAUACGAAGGAAAUAAGUUUAGUUCCGGAAUUGUUUCAUCGUAUAGAGUGUAAAAUCACAGGCUGCAGCCGUUAUUGAAGGGUAAGGUGGUACGUAAAAAAGAAGGUACCUCACUAACUAAAUCCACUGUCCGGGCAUUGACAACGAUGAAUUGAGCGUGCACGCUAAAUUUGGGCUAAUUCCGACCAGUUUCCGCAAAGUUAUAAGUUGUGGCCAAAAUAAGGAAGUUGUACCGAGUCUCUCUUUUCAUAAUCCUCAAUACCCAAAAAUUUUAGGUGUCGCUGCGCUUGCAACUGUCUCAUCAGAAGAAGUCACUGACCUUUAUAAAUAUCUUGACGGGCUUGAGCAUAGUCCGGGAAUUGGUGGAGUUGCCGGCCCUAUUGCUAGGUCGAUUAAGGCAAGUUUAGCUCACAGGGGAAGUACUCCAAGUGCGACGCUCACAUUUUGAUGAAACUUGGCACAAAUUUAGAAUAAUUUUUUCUAAGAUAUAUGAGAGAAUUCUAGCUCGCGCUUUGCAGAAACAACCGAGAUUUUUAGGCCGAAAGUCGGCGAAAUUUUAGGACUUUUUGCCGAAUUUCGGCACGAAAAUUUUCAUGCUUUUUCUACCGUAAAGGAUAAUGUUUCUACAAAAAAUCAAGAUUUUCCGCACGGAACUGCCAAAGUUAUGGCCAAAAAGCGCUUUUCUCUCUGACCGCUCUCCACGUUUAUCGGUGGCCAGGGAAAAUCGCAAUUUGCCCAAAAUUUCCAAAUUUUGUCCGGAAAUGGAAAAUUUGCCCAACAUUUUAUAAUUUGCCCAAAAAUUGAAAAUUUGCCCACCAUUUUAUAAUUUGCCCAAAAAAUCAAAUAUUGUUCAAAAAUACAAAAUUUGUCUGAAAAUCCAUAAUUUGCCCAAGAAUACCAAAUUCCUCCAAAAAAUCCAAAACUUUCCCAAAAUUUUCCAAUUUGCCCAAAAAUACCAAAUUUCCCCGUGCUCUCUCGGCGGCGCCCGCAAAGCGCGAGCUAAAACUUUCAGGAAUUGAUAUUUUGUCCAUACUGGACGUGUGUGCAAAAUUUAAAGAAGAUCUGAGGGUCGCACUUGGAGUACCUUCCUUGUGUCUUUUGUCACUUUUUUGUCUUUGAUUUCAGAUCAACCUGGGCAGGUUGGAUGUAGACUUCCCAAAGCUGGAGCAGUUCCGAGGCCUGAACAUUCGAAAGGAUGCUGAUUCCAAGUUGGCGGAGCUGACAAACGAUAUAAAAAAGAAGAGCGAGAAGGUGUUGAACAGUAAGUUGGUAUUGGUCUUGGAAGAGUCUAGGAAUAACGGAAAUAUAUAUUUCAAAAAAAAAAAAAAAAAAACAACAAAAAAUACGCCGAGGAUAGGGCGCAGCUCGGGGAAAUUAAUUUUUAUUUUUAUUAUUUUUAUAUUUUUUCGGGUUUUAAAAAAACUAUGUAAAAUUUUGUGGAAAUUUUUUUUGUUAUUUUUUUUAUUUCAGCUUUCGAUGAUAAGUUGAAAGAAGAAUUGGAUCCCAGAUUGGUCGACGAGAGUUUCUGUGGACCAGAGAACGAGAUCACCGCAAAAAUCAAGGAGAGCGUAGCAAAGAUUCAAGAGAAGGACGUCCUGGCCUUGUUUGAUCAUCUGUAUGUUUUUUAUUAUUUUUUAGAAAUUUGAUUUUUUUUUGACUUCUUUUAUUUUUUUUGAUUUUUUACUUUUUUAAAUAUCUUUUUCUUUUUUCUUGUGUUUUGAUUUUUUGACCUUUUAUUUUUUAUUUUUUUUUUAUUUUUUAUUUUUUGUUCUUUUUCAGAUACAAUGUCAUGAUGGCCUGUGCCGUGAUUGUUUUAAUUAUUGCGGUCUUGGCCCUAUUCGCAGUUGCUGUCGGCUGCGUUCAGACAAACAGCAAGACCAAACUUUUUCCACCGAAAUGGCUGUAUCAAGGGUUAGUUUGUCCGAAAUUUUUUUUUUGUUUUAUUAAGAAAACUAUUUUUUAAUAUUUUUUUCAGCGCUCUCGGCCUUGCCUUGUUCUUCAUGAUCCCGUUGGCAACACUUGGUAGCAUCUAUUUCCUCGUCUUUGGCAUCGCCACGGACGUUGUGUGCGAUCCGUGGAGGCAUCCGGAAAGUCGACCGGAAAUGGUCGGAGCGGUCGAUAAAUUUUUGAAGAAAUUUAUCAACCAAAACCGGGAGUACGGCCUCUCGGAAAUCGUGGGAAAUGUCGAGAAUCCGUUCGCCGCCACAGUCCAACAAUGCUCGGAUGAAAUUACGAUGGUCAAGAUACUCAAGCUGACCGAUAGAUUUACGGUGGAUGAGCAUCAGAUCAGCGAUAACUUGUUUCGAAUAGAAAGGGACAUCAAGGAGAGUCUGGUGCCUGCGGAGAGCACGAAAUUUGGAACGGAGUAUUUCAAGGACUUGGAAAUGCUCAGAGAGAUUGACCAAGGAAAGGUUGAUGAUCAGGAUGUAAGUUGGGGAGGGCGUUUGCGGGUUGAAAAAGGCUUGAUUUUUACAGAAUUUUUGAAUUGUUAGGAUACUUUUAACUUGCCUAAAAAUUCAAAAUUUCCCUGAAAUUUUAAAAUUUUCCCGAAAUUUCACAAUUUGUGCGAAAAUCCAGAAUUUGCCCAAAAAUACCAAAUUUCUCCAAAAAAUUCAUAGUUUGCCCAAAAAUCCAAGAUUUCCCCAAAAUUUCAAAGUUUGCCAAAAAUUUCAAAUUUUGCCCAAGAUUUUACAAAUUUGCGGAAAAUCCAAAAUUUGCCCAAAAAAUCAAAAUUCUAUCUGAAAAUCUUAGUUGGCCAGGAAAGUCGCAAUUUGCCCAAAAUUCCCAAAUUUUGUCCGGAAAUCCAAAAUUUGCCCAACUUUUCAUAAUUUGCCCGAAAAUCCAAAAUUUGCCCAAAAGCUCAAAAAUUGUCCAAAUAUACUAAAUUUGUCCAAAAAUCCAAAAUUCGCCCAAAAAUAUCAAAUUUCUCCAAAAAAAUCAUAAUUUGCCCAAAAAACCAAAUUUCUCCCAAAAAUUCAUAGUUUGCCCAAAAAUCCAAAAUUUCCCCAAAAUAUCCCAAUUUGCCCAAAAAUGCCAAAUUUCCCCAAAAAGUUCAAAAUUUUUCCGAGAACUCAAAAUUUACCUCAGAAUCCACAUUUUUUAUGUAUUUUUUUAUGUACUCUUAUAUUUUCAGCUCGUUGCCCUCAAGGACGCACUUGGUCCCGAUUACAACAAGGACGCGGAAAAAGCGGAAGAAACGUUGAGAAAAUUGGGCAAGUUGAUCGAAACCCUCAAAGCCAAUGUGCCCGCCGAAUCCGAGGUUGACGAUUUUCGCGGUCUCUCGGAUGCCGACCGAGUCCGAUUAGUAGCCCGUCCAUUCAUCAAAACGCUACUGGAGGCGGCCCGAAAUGCGGUCGAUGAGCUGUUAUCGAGCGUCAAAUCGACCGUCGAGGGGAGGGUCGCGAAUUGUGGGAGGUUUGCGCGCAUCACCAACGACUUGCGCACUGAGGUUUGUGCUGACAUUGUGGACGUGUACAAUGUGGUUUGGCUCGGGUUCUUCCACAUUGUCCUCACGUUUGUCCCAUUCGUUGUUUUUGCCGGUCUGUUGGCAAGAAUGCACGAUGGGAAGAGGAGUAAAACCGAGCGGAAAACUAAAACAUCGGAGGUGGAAACGCUGUCGGCUUCGCCUCGGCCGGAAUGA
Molecule: messenger RNA, 5267 nt
Organism: Bursaphelenchus xylophilus (pine wood nematode)
Lineage: Eukaryota; Metazoa; Nematoda; Chromadorea; Rhabditida; Aphelenchoididae
Source: the annotation of a GenBank genome assembly